This is a messenger RNA of Malassezia restricta, 696 nucleotides long. RefSeq lists its product as uncharacterized. The coding region runs from base 1 to 696 and encodes 231 amino acids. The record is from RefSeq and is a predicted model, not a curated record. NCBI's taxonomy places the organism in Eukaryota, Fungi, Basidiomycota, Malasseziomycetes, Malasseziales, Malasseziaceae. The transcript has 4 exons.
AUGACCUUUACGGUGCAAAAUGUAUACUAUCUGCGCAUAUCGGCCACUACGAUUCUCACGACGGUCCUGUACCUCGAUCAGCGCCAUGUGACAUGGAUGAAUGACAAUCCCAGCAUACUUGAACACGCAGUGCACGAUAUCAUACGGCCUCAGCUCGUGCAUCUCCUGCAUGAUGUCGCUCUUCACGCAUCGGACAAAAUGCAGACGGCAGAGCAGGAGGCGUUUCGCGUGCUGUACUAUUUCCAAGACGCAGAGCGCUCACCAGCUGUACUACUCAAAACACGCACGCUAUCCUUUCCUGGCUCGAGCAUGUCGAUACCUCUCGAGACGACGGACAGCGUACACGCACCCAUUGCCCCAAAGAGUCAGCCGACAGAUAUGGUGCCAGAGAGUGAAGAAGAGCCAUUUUCGUCGCAGUAUACAGAGGACGACGAAGUAAGUGGCCAAAAGCCGCAUGUCCAUGUUAGCUAUACAGGAUUCCAAGUUUUUUCCAAAGAGUUGGUCCUGGUGAUUGAGCCAACAGAAAGUACAGUCGCUCAGAAUCCGGCGCUUUUCACGGUCGACGACGAUGACGAGAGCAAGAAAGAAAAGAGACAGCUGAACCAAUCGGCACGAAUUCAUUUCGACGCGAAUGCGACACAAUUCGGGCGCACAUCUCGCGAAGCGCCCCUGUUUCGUGGUAUGGAUGAGAAAUAA